Molecule: messenger RNA, 1086 nt
Organism: Benincasa hispida (wax gourd)
Lineage: Eukaryota; Viridiplantae; Streptophyta; Magnoliopsida; Cucurbitales; Cucurbitaceae
Product: agamous-like MADS-box protein MADS1
Biological process (GO): positive regulation of transcription by RNA polymerase II
Molecular function (GO): protein dimerization activity; cis-regulatory region sequence-specific DNA binding; DNA-binding transcription factor activity, RNA polymerase II-specific
Source: RefSeq, a predicted model, not a curated record
CUGGCGCGCAAAUGAACGGCAAGAAGACGACGGAUGGAAAUUAAACCGUUAAAGAAGAUGACCGACGCGCAAUUAACCGGUAAGAGGGUGACCGGAAGUGUAUAAGAAGAUGACCGGCGCGUAACAUAAACGGUAAGAAGAUGACCAGAAAUUGCAGACCCAUUCCAAUUGGUGACCGGCGAACGCAGACCCAUUCCAUUUGGUUCAAUCUGUUUCUCUCGUUUCUCUCUGUUUUACUCUGUUUGUGGUUUCGUGAGAUUGAAGAACAAUGGGCAGAGGAACAUUGAGCCUUAAACUGAUUCCCAACCUCAAAUCUCGGAGAACAACCUUUGUGAAGAGGAAGAAAAGCCUAAUGAAGAAGGCAUACGAGCUUUCCACCCUUUGCGAUGUUCAAACCUGCGUUUUCAUCGCUUCUGACUGUGACCCAUCAACCCACUUCGAAACUUGGCCUCCCAAUCACGAUCAAAUCAAUGCUAUGAUCCGUUCCUACAAAUCCCGCUCUUUCCCCAAACACUCAUCCCGCAACUCCUCUUAUAAUCUCAAACAAUUCUUCUCCGAUCGCAAGAACAAAAUUCUAACAGACACAUCUAAACUGCGCCACAAUGUUGAGGAUCACCACCUUGAUUCUCUAUCCGAGCAUCAAUUGAAGGAGCUGUUGGCCACUUUGGACUCCAAAAUUGGAGUUGCAGAUGGCAUGAUUCAGUUCAUGGAUGCCGAUUAUGACCACUUGAUUGAGCAAGCCUUUGGCAUGGACACACUUCCUUCUGAAACAGAGGAACCCACUACUGAAUGUGACAUAUCCGAGUUUUUGAUUGAGCCAGACGAGUUUGAGUACAAUGUGGAAGGUUUUCAAUCUCCAUUGGAGGACGAGUUUGAAUACAAUGUGGAGGGUUUUCAAUCUCUAUUGGAGGACGAGUUUCUCGGAACGCUAGUUCUAAAUAACCCCUUUAAGUUCGAUUCUUAAUUCAUUACAUAGUUUCUUCAUGAGAGUACUCUCGCUCUCUAUUCUUCUCUCUGUAAGUGUAUUGAUUUUAGCAUAAUGAAAAUCAAGUUUCAGUUUCCAAACUUUUCUCUCUCUUAUCAACU